AUGGCAGGUAAAUCUUCCAAAAAGCAGGCUCAAUCGAAUUUAUUGGUGCUGAGAAACUUGUACGUGGCAACCAUACCAGUUGUACUGCUAGCUUCAACGCGCCAGUGGAUCUCUAAACGAGAUAUUGUUAAUUAUAUUAGAUUUAUUUUGCUGCAUCUACCAUUAUUAGGAUGUAUAUACGUUUUGGAUUCAUCAGGUAGACCCAAGUACGAUUCAAAGAAUAAAUUGAUUCGUGAAGGUUUGGACCUCUCACAGUCUGGGGGUCUUACCGAAUAUAUGUUUGACGUUAUCUACUUAUCACUAUUUGGUGAUUUAGGUCACAUUCUAUUCAAUACCAAGAAAUUUUGGUAUGCAUUAAUCUUGGUCCCAGUUUAUGCCAUUUGGAAAAUUUAUGGAUUGAUGCCCAGUUUACCAACGGCCAAGGCUAAGGAUGGUGAUGAUCAGCAUCAAAAACCAGGACAAUCGAAACGUCAAGCCAAAUUGGCAAAAAGACAAGAUAAGGUCCAGGUCAAAUAUAGAUAG
Molecule: messenger RNA, 522 nt
Organism: Zygosaccharomyces rouxii
Lineage: Eukaryota; Fungi; Ascomycota; Saccharomycetes; Saccharomycetales; Saccharomycetaceae
Gene: SND2
Product: Snd2p
Exons: 1
Coding region: 1-522 (173 amino acids)
Biological process (GO): vacuolar protein processing
Cellular component (GO): intracellular membrane-bounded organelle
Source: RefSeq, a predicted model, not a curated record